AUGGAUGCCCUCUCCUCCAAGGCUGGGAUGUUCGAUGGAAAGCCGAAGAAGGGUAAUCUACGUCUGGAUGGCAAGCCAGAGGCGAGGAAGGCGGACACCUGGCAGGACCAGCCUAAGGCAAAGAAGCUGGUGGCCGACCUGACCGACCUGCACUUUGAUGAGUUUCAGGUCCCAACACUCUACUAUGCCCUCUGUAUGAAUGAUAGGGGAGCUGUAACUGGUUGAUGACUGUAUGAGCGAUGGGGAGGGAAGCCGGUGCUGGUGUGUAAGCAGAAAAACAGGCUCUAGUUUAGAAUAACCAGUUAGCCUACCCUUCUGUUGCUUUCUUAUUGUAGUUAAUUUUGGACAGUACACCUGUGUAGCUGCAUGAGUGAUAUCAGAUUUUGUGGGAAACAUGGCUGGCUUGGCUUGAAGUGUAUAUGAUUCUGUGUAGGUGACUGCCAGUGUUUUUACUGUACUCAUGCAUUGUGUGUAUGUAGGCCAGGACUAUAUUGAAUUCAAGUGGGAAAUGUCUGGUCUGGCCUCUCCUCCGUGGCAUUAAUGUGCAAUGUAGCUCAGCAGCACAGAGUAGAGACAGGCAGCCUGACAGUGUGUUUUCUACAUCAGGUUACUGUAUUCUCUGCUCUGCCUUAGAUGGAUCAUGGCCAAGACUCAUAGUACUGUAUUGUAUCUGUUGCUCAGACAUCACUGAUUACAUACUGUUGCUCAGAGGUGGACUGGGAUGGAAAAAGGAAGAAAUUGUUCAUUUUUCUGUAGUGCUGCUUGUGUUCAGUCUUCAGCCACAAUACAAAGCCAUUAAUCUUUUUUAUUCCUCUCUUCCUCCUCCCCCUCUUUUUGUCCCCCCUCAGGCCGACCAACUAACAGAGGAGCAGAUUGCCGGUAAAGAGUUCAACGCACAUGCACGCACACAUUUCAGUUUUCAGCUGUGUAUGAAUAUUUAAUGUGAGUGAGGCAUGUCAGCUAGCUAGCUCCUGCCUGCUGAUAAACUCUGCUCUGGACGUAAUGGCAGACCGAGACCUAGCAGACAUACCUGUUGUUGGCGAGACGUUUUAUCCACUCACCUUUACAAUGAACAAAUGUAAUCCUUUCAAGCCGAGGCCAUAUCAUAGCCCAUGAGGUCAAACUGAGGUGUGAUUAUUACUGGUUGAAAAUGUAACUCAAUACAAUGAACAAAUGUAGCCUAGAUGAGUUGGCCCAUAUGUAAAAUGUAUACAUGCAUGACUGAGUCGCUUUGGAUAAAAGUGUCUGCUAAAUGGCAUACAUUAUGAGAUAAAAGUCAAUUUAAAAAGUCAGUGACUGUCUAAUCAAGUUGUUAAUGUAGCUCAGCUGUGAUCUUUUUCCUUAUAUUUAUUUUUGACACAUAACUAACUGUUGCUGUCUUCUCCGCAGAGUUCAAGGAGGCGUUCUCCUUGUUCGAUAAAGACGGCGAUGGCACGAUCACAACCAAAGAGCUGGGCACCGUGAUGAGGUCGCUGGGACAGAACCCCACAGAGGCAGAGCUGCAGGACAUGAUCAACGAGGUUGACGCUGAUGGUGAGUUCCGCCUGCUACGAUGUAGGGUGAAGUUGCACCAGGAUGCAGAUUUUUGGGUCAGUUUAGCAUUUUUCUCACUAAUGGUUAAGGUUAGAAUUGGAGAAUGGUUAAGGUUAGGGAAGGGAAGGGAAGGGGAAGCUGAUCCUAGAUAUGUACCUAUGGAAAACAGCACCCUGGAGCGGAUCCAACUAGGGUUGUAAAGUUUCCAGGUUUUCCAGAAAUCCCGGGUGGUGGAUUCCUGGAAACGGGAGGGAAUAAGCAAGGAGGGAAGGCUCCAACUGAGAUUUCUGGAAAUGCUGGGAAUUUAAGCAAGACAUAAGUACUACUCCAUCUCCUUGGGCUAUGCUCUAAUGCAGCAGUUCUAAUGCAGAUGUGUGUGUGUGUUCAGUCACUUCCCUGCUCUCCCUUCUGGAAGUCAACCCAACAGUGAUGAACAUUGAUUCUUAUUAAUCAAGUUAUUGAUGAGUUUAUCCACGGCCUAACUUGUGUUAGUGCUGGGACUGGGAGUAUUUGCAUUGAUUACAAUGACUGACUGGCACUAUUUAGGUCAGUCAGACCUAGCGACUGCCUACAACAAAGCCAGUUGAAUAACGGCAGCAGGUAAUAAUGGCCUAGUGAAAUCCAUGACAUAAUCCACUCUGAGCUCUGCUCUGCUGGGCUGCACAUUCUCUGAGGGCCCAGGGAAGGAGCUCAGAGCAGCCGUGGUAGACCCUGUUUACACACACACAGUAGUAGCCGUCCAUUCAUUCACAAUGGGGAAGUUGAAACAGCCAGUCGGGGUGCUAUACGGCCCUAUACAGUGAGGGGAAAAAGUAUUUGAUCCACUGCUGAUUUUAUAUGUUUGCCCACUGACAAAGACAUGAUCAGUCUAUAAUUUGAAUGGUAGGUUUAUUUGAACAGUGAGAGACAGAAUAACAACAACAAAAUCCAGAAAAUGUCAAAAAUGUUAUAAAUUGAUUUGCAUUUUAAUGAGGGAAAUAAGUAUUUGACCCCUCUGCAAAACAUUACUUAGUACUUGGUGGCAAAACCCUUGUUGGCAAUCACAGAGGUUAGACGUUUCUUGUAGUUGGCCACCAGGUUUGCACACAUCUCAGGAGGGAUUUUGUCCCACUCCUCUUUGCAGAUCUUCUCCAAGUCAUUAAGGUUUCGAGCCUGACAUUUGGCAACUCGAACCUUCAGCUCCCUCCACAGAUUUUCUAUGGGAUUAAGGUCUGGAGACUGGCUAGGCCACUCCAGGACCUUAAUGUGCUUCUUCUUGAGCCACUCCUUUGUUGCCUUGGCCGUGUGUUUUGGGUCAUUGUCAUGCUGGAAUACCCAUCCAUGACCCAUUUUCAAUGCCCUGGCUGAGGGAAGGAGGUUCUCACCCAAGAUUUGACGGUACAUGGCCCUGUCCAUCGUCCCUUUGAUGCAGUGAAGUUGUCCUGUCCCCUUAGCAGAAAAACGCCCCCAAAGCUUAAUGUUUCCACCUCCAUGUUUGACAGCGACGAGUUGAGUUGAUGCCAAAGAGCUCCAUUUUGGUCUCAUCUGACCACAACACUUUCACCCAGUUCUCCUCUGAAUCAUUCAAUGUUCAUUGGCAAACUUCAGACGGGCCUGUAUAUGUGCUUUCUUGAGCAGGGGAACCUUGCGGGCGCUGCAGGAUUUCAGUCCUUCACUGCGUAGUGUGUUACCAAUUGUUUUCUUGGUGACUAUGGUCCCAGCAGCCUUGAGACCAUUGACAAGAUCCUCCUGUGUAGUUCUGGGCUGAUUCCUCACCUUUCUCAUGAUCAUUGCAACUCCACGAGGUGAGAUCUUGCAUGGAGCCCCAGGCCGAGGGAGAUUGACAGUUAUUUUGUGUUUCUUCCAUUUGCGAAUAAUCGCACCAACUGUUGUCACCUUCUCACCAAGCUGCUUGGCGAUGGUCUUGUAGCCCAUUCCAGCCUUGUGUAGGUCUACAAUCUUGUCCCUGACAUCCUUGGAGAGCUCUUUGGUCUUGGCCAUGGUGGAGAGUUUGGAAUCUGAUUGAUUGAUUGCUUCUGUGGACAGGUCUUUUUUUAUACAGGUAACAAGCUGAGAUUAGGAGCACUCCCUUUAAGAGUGUGCUCCUAAUCUCAGCUCGUUACCUGUAUAAAAGACACCUGGGAGCCAGAAAUCUUUCUGAUUGAGACGGGGUCAAAUACUUAUUUCCCUCAUUAAAAUGCAAAUCAAUUUAUAACAUAUCGUUUUUCUGGAUUUUUUUGUUGUUAUUCUGUCUCUCACUGUUCAAAUAAACCUACCAUUAAAAUUAUAGACUGAUCAUGUCUUUGUCAGUGGGCAAACGUACACAAUCAGCAGGGGAUCAAAUACUUUUUUCCAUCACUGUACAUGAGGAGAGACUCUGCCCCGCCCUGUAUAUAGAAUGUAACAGUAAGAUGGGUAGACACGCACACAGAGAGAGGACAUGUAGAGUGGAGAACAGAACAGACAUGUAUUGAUUCACUGGGGAACUGUAUGUCCGGAGAGGGAACAGCUGUGCGCUCAGAGGAAUUGUCUUAACCAGGAAUCACACACAUGAUCACCCCCCCCCCCCCCCCCCCCCCCCCCGCCACACACACACACACACACACACACACACCCUUGACGAGCCAAGACUAAUCCAGGUUAAAUGUGAUCAGUGUUUGGGGUGAGUCUGCUCCAAAGAGUUUAGUCAGGCCCCCUGAAGUUCUGAUCCAGUGGCCUCCACCUCUCUCUGUGAUCCUGUCAUGGCUCCCUCUGCUUUGCAUUAGAGACAGCUCAACCCCUACCAGAGCCUGUUGUAGUGGUCUACAGUACAUAGCCCACUCUGGACCACGCAUGGCCCAUUGCGACGGGGGUUUGAAUCCCUGAUAAGCAACUUUCAAUUAUUUAUUUCUCCCCCCAUUUCAAGUUUAAAAAAAUAAAGCUUCUUUCUUCGCCCCUCCCCCCCCCCCCCCCAGGCAACGGAACCAUUGACUUCCCAGAGUUCCUCACUAUGAUGGCCAGGAAAAUGAAGGACACAGACAGCGAGGAGGAGAUUCGUGAGGCGUUCCGGGUAUUCGACAAGGUAAGGAUGGUGCCAGUCAGGUGUGUGUGUGUGUACACACUACGUGUCUUUACUGGAUGUGUGUGAGGGAUUACAUACCCUGUUUACACAGCUUCACCUCAUACAAUAUCAACUAUGUACAGUGCAUUUGGAAAGUAUUCAGACCCCUUGACUUUUUCCACAUUUUGUUAACAUUACAGCCUUAUUCUAACAUUGAUUUAAAUAAAAAAAAUCCUCAUCAAUCUACACACAAUGCCCCAUAAUGACAAAGCAAAAACAGGUUUUUAGAAAUUGACUCGAAAUUGAGCUCCGGUGCAUCCUGUUUCCAUUGAGCAUCGUUGAGAUGUUUCUACAACUUAAUUGAAGUGCACCUGUGGUAAAUUCAAUUGAUUGGACAUGAUUUGGAAAGGCACACACCUGUCUAUAUAAGGUCCCACAGUUGGCAGUGCAUGUCAGAGCAAAAACCAAGCGAAGGAAGGUCGAAGGAAUUGUCCAUAGAGCUCAGAGACAGGAUUGUGUCGAGGCACAGAUCUAGGGAAGGGGGUACCACGUUCUUUUUUGACAGUAUUGAAGGUCCCCAAGAACACAGUGGCCUCCAUCAUUCUUUAAAUGGAAGAAGUUUGGAACCACCAAGACUCUUCCAAACUGAGCAAUCGGGGGAGAAGGUCCUUGGUCAGGGAGGUGACCAAGAACUCAAUGGUCACUCUGACAGAGCUCCAGAGUUCCUCUGUGGAGAUGGGAGAACCUUCCAAAAGGACAACCAUCUCUGCAGCACUCCACCAAUCAGGCUUUUAUGGUAGAGUGGCCAGACGGAAGCCACUCCUCAGUAAAAGGCACAUGACAGCCCGCUUGGAGUUUGCCAAAAGGCACCUAAAGGACUCUCAGAUCAUGAGAAACAAGAUUCUCUGGUCUGAUGAAAGCAAGAUUGAACUCUUUGGCCUGAAUGCCAAGUGUCACGUCUGGAGGAAACCUGGUACCAUCCCUACGGUGAAGCAUGGUGGUGGCAGCAUCAUGCUGUUGGCAUGUUUUUCAGUGGCAGGGACUGGGAGACUGGUCAAGAUCGAGGGAAAGAUGAACGGAGCAAAGUACAGAGAGAUCGUUGAUGAAAACAUGCUCCAGAGCGCUCAGGACCUCAGACUGGGGCGAAGGUUCACCUUCCAACAGGACAACAACCUUAAGCACACAGCCAAGACAAUGCAGGAGUGGCUUCGGGACAAGUCUCUGAAUGUCCUUGAGUGGCCCAGCCAGAGCCCAGACUUAAACCCGAUCUAACAUCUCUGGAGAGACCUAAAAUAGCUGUGCAGCGACACUCCCCAUCCAACCUGACUGAGCUUGAUCUGCAGAGAAUAAUGGGAGAAAUUCCCCAAAUACAGGAGUGCCAAGCUUGUAGCGUCAUACCCAAGAAGACUUGAGGCUGUAAUCGCUGCCAAAGGUGCUUCAACAAAGUACUGAGUAAAGGGUCUGAAUGUAAAUUCUACAAGCCUGUUUUUGCUUUGUCUUUAUGGGGUAUUGUGUGCAGAUUGAUGGGGGGGACAAUUUAAUCAAUUUUAGAAUAAGGCUGUAACGUAACAAAAAGUGGAAAAAGUCAAGGGGUCUGAAUACUUUCCAAAUGCGCUGUAUAUAUAAUUUGCCACUGUUUGUCAAGCAGUAUAUGAUCGGUAGGGCUGUCCCCGACUAAAGAGUUGCCUGUUCUUUCGAUCAAUCGAUCGGUCAAAAUUUUCAAAUGUGUAUUUUUCCAUAUAUUGACACAUCCUGUGUUUUUUUUAUCAAAUCAACUAUAUGCACUGAGCUUGUCUGAUGCUUUAAGCGAACUGUUUGAUGAAAUAAUUAAGACACACAAAUGACUAGAGGGAGUCCGUCCAGCAAUUGAUUUGAUUGUGCCGGGCUCGAAAAGAAAAUACCCAGCGACUUACUAUGUGACCAGCACCCGUUGUCUCUCUCUCCUUCCUGCUGCAGCGACCACCACAGAACAUCAAAGUGUUUAUCGCACUGUCCGUGUUGCUGAAGCUACAACCUAAUUACAGCCAUUUCUGACUGAAAAGUUAUAGUUACCAAAAUCCCUCAUUUGUUUAGGGAAAACAAUCUAUUCCCUCAACCCUUGCUCUCUUCACCUUAUACAUGUAUGUGUCUCAUGCAUGUGACCAAUAGGGCCUGACCUAUAGUGUAUCAUAAUUACAUCAAUAAAUUGGUUAUAACAAACUCUGAACCGUAACACGAGACAGCAAAAUGGAGGCAGAGGAUGUGACAAAUACAUUUGUAACGGGGGAAUGUUUACUGGUUGCUCAGGAGGUAAAGGGGAAGUCAGAUGUGUGGAAUAAAUUUGACUAGUUGUGGAAAAUACUGGAGGUCAACAAAACGGUAAGGAGCAAGCGCUGCGUGCAUAUUAUGUGUGCCAAACAACAGGUACUGUAUAGGUGACAAUAUAAUUUUUCGGACUGUUUUGGAACAAUAUAAACAACACUAAAUAAAUUAUAAGCGUACCAGAGAGUCUGUAAUGUUUUUUGUUUGUUAAGCCUUUUAUUAGAGCAAAGACUAAAAACAGUCUCAUUUAUUUGUGAAUGCAAUUUCUGCAAUUUUCAGAAAUGUUAUUAUACAAUUGUAUUUAUUUAAGCUAAUUGUUAAAGUCUCACUUUAUUUUUAAACAAAAAUGCUUCAUUUCAUUUCAAAUCAUGAAUGACUCGUAUGCAGUGUGAUGACAUGAACGAAUGAAUGAUUGAUACAGUAGCCUAUAUAAGUAAUGCAAUAUAGACCUAAGUAAGUUACGGUAUUAAGACUAAACAGGAUGCACUCUUAGGCCUACAGCUCAAUGGUGGUUAUACAAGUCUGCCCUUCUAAGCCUAAAGCCAGGCACAUUUAACAGUUAGGCUAUUGAUUUCUAGACCUAAUACAUUUUCUUUGACAAUUAAGGCAAGGGCUGUUUUCUUGUCUCCUAACUCUGCUGCCUCCUCCGCUGCAUUGUUCUCAACACCAAUAUGCUGGUUAACUUUGCUAUUAUGCACAUAGCAACAUGGUUUAGGAAAAGGGCCAAUUCAACAGCGCACUUAUGUUUCAGAACCGUGGACAGUGACCACUAUCCAAAGCAGGAGAAAGCGCAUUUGUUAUAAAAUAAUACUUAUUUUAUUUGUUGCACCAUUGUUCUUACAUAAUAUAACCAUAUACAAUGUCUUAGACUGAUGGACUGUGCCAUCCCAACGGCAUCCACAAUGGAUCAGUCCACUCAGACAGGCUUGAAUCAGAUACGUGUCUUGUACACCAUUAUUUGAUUAUUUUCUUUGUGCAACUGCUCGACUAAAGAAAUCUCGGUCGACCAACCAAUCGACCAGACGACUAAAUGGGGUCAGCCCUAAUGAUCAGUGAUAUCCUUUAUGGUUGCUCUUCCUGCAUACAGUUACAAAGUACAGUCCCUUUGUAAAAAGACAAUCAUGGCUUUGUUCCAAUGUUCACACUAGUGUACCGUGACACGUAGAAUGCAUGUCAGUCCUAGAGUAAGCUUACUGCAAACAUACAUUACAUAAGUAUGGUAAAGUCCCUUUGGGAAAGGCAGGUUUGUUUGUUGUGAUGUCUCGCCCAGCUCACCUCCUCUCCCUUGCAGGAUGGGAACGGCUACAUCAGUGCAGCAGAGCUCCGUCACGUCAUGACAAACCUGGGAGAGAAGUUAACAGACGAGGAGGUCGAUGAGAUGAUCAGAGAAGCCGACAUUGACGGAGAUGGACAGGUCAACUAUGAAGGUAAGAAGAGGACAGUGGAACUGUCUAACUCUUUCUCUUUCGUUCUGCUUUGUAGGAGUGUACAGUAGAUCUCAGCAGUGUCCCUAUAGGGGCCUGUAGUCAGUAGAGCUGUCACCAACUCGCUCAUACUCACCAUGCUACAGUACAGCCAGUCUUGGGUUUCUGCCGCUCCCCUCAUCCCUUUCUACAGCUCCAAUUCCGCUCUUCUCUCAUCCCUUUCUACUACCCGAUGCCCCUCUUCUCUCCACUCUCUACCUCUCUCAUCCCCCUCUUCUCUCAUCCUUUUUACCAUCCUGAUCCCCUCUUCACUACCUCUCAUCCUUUUCCUGCCCGAUCCACCUGUUCUCUCAUCCCUUUCUCUCAUCCUGAUCCCUUUAUGUAAUUGGUCCGUCUCUCUGUAAUAGGAUAUUGAGCUUACAUAAACAGUUUUCAUGAGAAUGAGUUUAAUUUAAUUGUAUUAUUUUCUGUCAUGUCUGGAUUUGUCUUUGACGGACAUGUUUUUUAUUUGAUUGUCUGGAUCUGACAAAUGAAAUUGCUGCCUUGAUCAGUGGUUGGUUGUUUUCUCUUCAUUCUCCUAAUGUCUGUUAUUUUUUUUGUUCUUUUGUCCACAGAAUUUGUACAAAUGAUGACAGCAAAAUGAAGCUCCCCUACCCUUCUCCUGACCUUAGAAGACAAAAAAAAUCAGUCAAAUGUUUUACUUACCUCUUGCAAAAAUAUACAUUUAUUCAUACUGUUUCUGUAUAGAAAACAUAACUGAAUGUUGAAAAAUGAAAAAAUCUGUCCACAUAAAAGUAAAAAAAUAAAUAAAAUAAAAAAACAUUAUCUGCAUGUACUGGUUAGUGGUCCUGUCCCCAAAGAUGAGUUAGACAUCAGUAAUAACAGAAAUAAUACCUGUAAACAAAACCGUCAACAACUAAAGAAAGCACUUGGCGAACUGCUUAUUGGUUCCAGUUGCUAGUGGUAAUGUUUGGGCUGGCCAAUCGUCUUUUCUUUUCCUGUUUCUGUUCUUCAUGCAUGCAGCUUGAGACUGGCGCCGCAGUCUAGCCAGCCAAUGGGCUCACUCUGAUUCCACAGCGGUGUCGAGGGUACCGCCGUAGGGUUUUGGUACAGUCUAUAUUGAGAGAAAAGAGCUCAGAAGAGAUGGGUGGGUGGGGGGGGUGGUCAUACUAAACUCGCAUAGAGAUCAAAUGAAUGGGACCUUUGCAGUUUGCGUAAUUAAUUACAAAAAUAGAUAUUUUUAAGAAAAUUAUCAUUUAAAAAAAUUAAUCAUUUUAGAACUAUGUUUGGCAUGUUGGGAAUAUUUGGAUUUCUGUUUCCUUGUUGUGCGUUGAACUUUGGGUAUGAUUCGAGGGGGUUGGAGGCGAGCUGGAGAGUCGGGUUGUUCUGGACUCUUUUUACCUGCUUGGAGAAGUAUUUUUGGCAAGGGAACACGGUUGUACCGUCAAUGUUUUUAUCUUCUGUUUCUCGACUCUGACCAUGGUUGCGUGUGGGUUUUGAUCGAUCUACAGCGCAUCCUAGGGUCUUCAACACCAGAGUCUUCUCUAGACUGUAAAUCUUGAGUUCAGUUUAGUUCAUUCCAAGUUGUACAUGCUAGUCUUUUAAUUUUUUUUUUUUCCAAUAAAAGACCAUGAACUUAACCUUUUUAACUCCCUCCCUUUCCUUUAUGUGUGCGUGCAUGGUGAGUGCGUGCGGAUCUGUCUUGUGAUCUGUCUGUUGUGCGGGAAUUGUAUUACAUUAGAAUAGGACAGGUUUGAUAACCCAAAUAUCUCUUUCUUGAAGAUUCUGUCCUUCAACUUAUUAAUGCACACCCUCACCCGGCCUCUUCACUGACAUUAAUUACCCAUUCUGAUAAUUGCCUGACCUAUGAUUUGAUGACUGCCAUCUAAUUUUAGAUCAAAAGAUACAGCCCAUGUUUCAUUUUAUGCUAUCAGAAACCUGAAGGAGGUCACUAUCCAGGAAGUUAAGUGGCUGAGUGGAUUGGUGCGAACCCCCCACUGUUCAUUUGACAGUCCCCCCCCCCCCCCUCCAUCCUAUACUAGAUGUCGACACGUUAGCUUGAAAAGAAUGGCUGUCCUAAAAGUCUUGCAACGAUCCUGAGCUGAGCCUGCUUCCCUUCCCAGCCAACCCGAUCUACCGCUCACUGCUGCCUACACUCUAGUAACCACUUACAGCAGAGAAAGAGCUAGACUGGGAUCACCAUAGCAACACGUAUCUUUUUUGGGAGCUGUGUUACUCAAUAUGAUUACGUGUUGUGUUUCAUGAGGACUUCUCUUCCAAGCCGAGCGGUCGGAUGUCGAGAGCGUCUGCCUUCGCAGAAAGGGAGCGAGACUGUGGGUUGCCAAGCAACAGCAGCAGGCGGGCGCAUGCUGGGGCUGGGAUGACAGGGAUUUGAAAAGGCACGUGGGAGUUUGUAGAGGGAGGGAGAGAGAGAGAAAUGGAGAAGAACAUUUAUCUGCUGUUGUAUAGGGUCCUCGGCACGCGAAGCCACAGAAUCUAUUGAUUUCCCACCCUGCCCCUCCCAGUGAUGUAGGGAAGCGUAUGUGUGUCGCCCAGCUUCCAGUGAUGUAGAAUCAGACCGGUUUAUUAACUUCCUCCUUUUCAGAAGUGCUGCUGGUUAUCUCAGCUAUGUACUGCUCAACCCCAGUCAUCGUUCCUCAACAUGUAGCUGAGAUCGGCAAAGGCUUCAAGAUGGCUACACACAGUUGGCCAAUUAGGGAAGAUUUAGACAACCAUGGAUGGGCAUUUCUCUGCCUUGUGUUCACUUGAGCUGUACUGUAGCGUGUGUAGUGGCCUGGCUGCUGCUGUGCUGUUCAGUGGUGGGGAACGGAGCGCAGUGACAGGCGCGUGGGAGGAGGAGAAAGAUGCUCAGCGUGGCGUGCCAGCGGCCCACACCUCCUGGCCCCUCUGACAGACAAGCUGCACGUGGCCUGCCAUGUGCGUGUCUGUGUGUCAACUGAUCAUUUCAGCUUCCAUGUUCGAGGCAGGUUAGCAAACUCAGGGAGAUAAUUCAGAGCUGUAAAGCAGAUAUGAUGAGAGGCUAUGAUGGCACUAACAAUGGCUUCCUCUGA
Coregonus sp. 'balchen' is the source of this 11348-nucleotide messenger RNA. Lineage: Eukaryota; Metazoa; Chordata; Actinopteri; Salmoniformes; Salmonidae. The record is from the annotation of a GenBank genome assembly.